Messenger RNA from Anneissia japonica, 2042 nucleotides. RefSeq names its product zinc finger CCHC domain-containing protein 9-like. Bases 175 to 1032 code for a protein of 285 amino acids. The record is from RefSeq and is a predicted model, not a curated record. The transcript is spliced from 5 exons. Gene Ontology annotation, molecular function: zinc ion binding; nucleic acid binding. NCBI's taxonomy places the organism in Eukaryota, Metazoa, Echinodermata, Crinoidea, Comatulida, Comatulidae.
AAACAACAUUUUAGACAUGCCUAACCUACGCUAGGCCUAGCAUGCAAGUAUCUCUGUUUACAAAAACUGUGUCAUUCUGGCAUGGGGAUGCCGCUAAAAGCAUGCUUGACACUUUAGCGUAGGGCUUAUGGUUGGUAAUUCGUGGCAACGUUUAUCAGUCAGCCUAAGUAAAAGAUGACUCGGUUUGCUAGAGGUGGAACUGCCAAUAAAAAGAAACCGGAGCAGGCAGCAUCUUGGAAGGAUCUUAAAAAGGAUUUGAAAGCACUUCCUGUUGGCCUGCGUAGGACAAAUAGAGACAAUGGACCACUUAACAGGGUCAAAUCCAGAGAUAGCAAUUACAAGUUACAACCUAGAAAAUUCAAACAACAGAUGCUUAUUCCAGAAGGAUUCGAGAAGAUCAAGGGUCGAUUUGAUGAUGACAUGAAGAAGCCAACACUUGUGGAAAGUAUAAAGGAGUUAGAUGAAAAAUUGAAGGAGGAACAGAAGAAAUUAAAUGAAGCAAGAAAAUUAGGAGAUGAAGAAGGGAAGAAAGACAAGAGGAGAGAAGUUAGGAGACUAAAAAGGAAGAAAGCCAAAACAAGUAAAAUGGUUUGUUUUCAUUGUCGUGAAACUGGGCAUGGUGUUGCAGACUGCCCUCAAGUUACAGAAGAGCAAGACGAGGGAGUAGGAAUGUGCUUCCGAUGCGGUUCAACUGAACAUGACAUAAGCAGAUGCAAAGCUAAAGUGAAUCCUCUCAAAGGUGAAGUACCAUUUGCCAAGUGCUUCAUAUGCGAGGAAAUGGGUCACCUGGCUAAGUCAUGUCCUGACAACCCCAAAGGCCUGUACCCCCUAGGUGGGGGAUGCAAGACAUGUGGAUCAGUGGAGCAUAGAUGGUGGAACUGUUCCAGUGUGAAAGACAAAGAUUUAGAAACUGCCAAGCCAUGGACCAUUUCAACUAUAGACCCUUUGAUGAGUGCAGAUGCUGUAGAUGGACUGCAAAUUCAAAAGCCUCGCAAGAAAAAGAAAACUGGGCCAAAAAUUGUCACAUUCUGAACUCAAUUGGAUGGUAAUUCAGAAGGAAAUGUAGGAAAAGCUUGAACUGUGGUUAAGAAUGAAGAUGGUCGUAGUCGUGGGCCACAAUGUACACAAAUUGAUAGUUGUCAUUGCAAACACAAUCGGUGGAGAAAUGACAUGUGAUGAAGAGGGUUUGCUAUACAUUUUAGAAAGUGUAUGCUAAACUUAAAGCGGUUAGCAGAAGUGUCAAAUUUGUCAUCAUGGAUGUUUGCAUGCAAAUUUAUACUGUAUCCCAUUGCUUUGCAAGGGACAUGAAUUGAGCUAGUAGAAAAAAAAAACCUUUUACAUUAUGUGUUAUAUAACCUUGUUAAUGACAUUGUAAUUUAACAGAUAUACAUCUUCCUUUUAAUUUACGAAAUGCCCCAUAUUUUCUACAUGUGUUAAAUCUACCUAAUUUGUGGAGUGGCACAAUGGUCAUUUGAAGCCGGAUAGGCACUAACAAUCAGCCAACGCGAUUCCAUGGAGACACAGAUGUGAUAACUAUCAGCAGAAAACGUAAACCACUCCCACAUAUCCAAGAUGGAUUCAUAAGCCAGCAAUAAUGCUAUAAGUUUUUCAGCUAUUUGGCUGCAAUAAGGCAGGAGCACUGCUACAGCCUUAACAAUCGGCGCUGGUUGUAGCUGCUCCUCGCCCAUAAUAAGGUUGGUAGAACCAAGUCUUCUCGGAUAGGGACUUUAAAAUGGAGAUCCAUUGUAUUGUAGCUACCAUGAAGCGUCUCUUUACAGCUGCUAGGUAGUCACAGACCACGGCCUUACCUUUACCAUGCUUUUAAUUUUUGUGCCCCAAGUUCUAGGCUUGCAUCACUGAAGUACAGAAACAGAAGAAUAUAGGUUUACAAAUUUAUUUUGUAAUUUAAUAAACAUUUAAGAGAUUUCUUAAGUCGUUUGUACACAUGUUUCUGGUUUCAUUGAUUUUCCCUCUUAAUGUUCAUACUAUACACAUUUUUAUUAUACACCAAGACAACACUGAAUAAAUGAUUUCAAUAUUUA